Messenger RNA from Suillus paluster, 1281 nucleotides. RefSeq lists its product as uncharacterized. The transcript has 6 exons. The record is from RefSeq and is a predicted model, not a curated record. The coding region runs from base 1 to 1281 and encodes 426 amino acids. NCBI's taxonomy places the organism in Eukaryota, Fungi, Basidiomycota, Agaricomycetes, Boletales, Suillaceae.
AUGGACAUUUUUGGCAGCAACAUCCUUUUUGGUUAUGACAUCAAAUGUGCAUUCGAGAAGAUUCUCCUUCACAGCUCGCUUGCAGAUGAUGUGAAGAGACUUAACCUGCAGGACGUUGUGCCCGCUUUUCACAGGCAUGCGCACAAUCAUCUUUGCCAACUCAAGCAUCAUUCAAAGCACAAAGUCGGUGCUGGCAAAGAAGACUUUGAGACAUGUGAACAUGUUUUCUCUGAGUCAAAUGCACUUGCUUGCAAGAUUCGAAAUGCCACUAACUUCCACUGCCACCAAGCCUUGGAUGAACAUUUCUCUCUCGCUGACAUGGACAGGUUAACCAUUGACAUAGCUGACUUCAUCUAUAACAAUUACAUCCAAGCACUGACAUCAAUAUCAACCACGAGCAUUUUUCUCAUGAACUUUGCUGCAUCAAACCCUACCACCGACAUUAAUUUUCAGGCUGAUAUUGGUGAUGAACAUCUUUUUCUACAAUGGCUCGCACACAAGAAGGAUGAAUCUACCAUCGAAGUUGAUUACAUCAAGGCAUUGAAUGACUAUGAUGAGGCACAGCUUGCAUAUGAAUCAGUAUGGGACGUAAACCACCCUGAGUGCAUCAAAGCACAGUUGUGCAUUACUCAUCGUCUUUUCCACAAGGCAGUGGAUGACGUCGAACAUCUUGUCGUCAUGCGACUGCUGGAGUUGACAAAGUUACAAAUGGGUGGUCUAGGUUAUAAACUUUGCACCCAGAUCUCCAAUGCCCUGAAAAGUCAUGCCAAUGCCAUUUUAAAUGCACUUAAUUGCUACAAUAAAUAUGCCGCUCAGCUCAACCCUCCUCGCCCUGCAUUACAAUGGGAACAAAUAGUUGAGUACUCAUUUCUUGCCGAGUUUGACCUACUAUGUGAAACCAAUGGUGAGAUGCAGUCCAAGCGCUGUGCAAACCCAUCUUACUGUCAUGCCUCCACCCAAUUCAUUGAGCAGCACCACACUAAUGAAGAAAUCUGCAGGCUCAAUGUCAAAGUUGGAUGCUUGCCCCCAAAAGUCCAGGAUGACGGCAUUGAUUACCCUCAAGCAAUUCGGAUCAUGGAGUUACCAGGGUAUAAUGGGCCAGUGGGACCCGGCACUCGCAAAGGUCAGACUGAGGUAGCAUCACUGCCUCCUCCACAUCAAUUACCACAAGAUCAGGAUGACAUAGGCGAAGGUGACGCAGAUGAGGAAGCAUUCAGGCAGUUGGAAGAUGUGCAUACUUACUUCAAGGGACUUGAUCACCAUCGCGUAGACUUAGAAUAG